AACACUUGGUUGCGCAUGCGUACUGUGUGAACAAGGAAGUAGGUGUGUGGUCAUGUACAGAAGAUGAGCGAAAUAAUCUGUUAUGAAAAAGGGUAUUUGGCGUUCAUGUGCUCUUAAAUGGACAAUAUCUAUUGAGAAUGGAUUCUUGACAAUUUAUACAGAGUGUAGUAUUCUAUGAGUGGAUUGUAAGAGGUAAGUAGUGCGCGACAAUGAUGUCCGAAUGCGACGCGACAGAGACCGGCGAAGCCGCGUUGGACACCGAGACAACUGCGGUUUCUCCACCGGAGUCCAAGUUCUCCACCGUACGUCGUCCCAGAGUGUUAUUUGACAAGAGCACAGUGGGCUCGGGGCUUCAGGCUAACCCCGGUGUUGCCGUUCGAAUUUCGGACUCGUGUGAAAGCGUCUUGACCGAGCUUGAGGCGGAAGGCUCCGGUGAAGACGCAUUGCUGUUGCCGUGCUUUACUGGAAGCUCGUCCCCGCUGAGAAGUGCUCGAGACAAGAACUGGCGGAAGAGAGACAGCUCGUCGUCGGAUAAAGAUACUUUAGCCUCGCCAGGUGUCAACAGUGGGGACUUCAACCUUUUCCCAGAUGAUCCUGAGUUUGCAGAUAUUAUGCAAAGGGCAGAACAAGCAAUUGAGGGUGGAGUCUGUCCAGAGAGGAUUUCUCAGGGCUCCAGUGGAAGUUACUUUGUCAAAGACCCAAAAGGGAAAGUCAUCGGUGUUUUCAAACCAAAGUCAGAGGAACCGUAUGGUCACCUGAAUCCCAAAUGGACCAAAUAUUUUCACAAACUCUGCUGUCCAUGUUGUUUUGGGCGAGGCUGCUUGUUGCCUAACCAGGGUUACCUCUCAGAGGCUGCUGCUUCGCUAGUUGAUAGCAAACUUGGCCUGGGUGUGGUGCCAAAAACUAAGGUGGUGUAUUUGGCCAGUGAGACCUUUCAUUACAGUGCCAUCGACAGAGCCAAAUCCAGAGGGAAGAAGUACGCUUUAGAGAAAGUGCCCAAAGUGGGACGACGCUUCCACAGAGUGGGCCUGCCACCGAAGGUGGGCUCAUUUCAAUUGUUCGUGGAGGGUUAUCGUGAGGCUGACCAUUGGCUGAGACACUUUGAGGCAGAGCCUCUGCCAGAGAACAUCAGAAAGCAGCUACAAUCACAAUUUGAGCGGCUGGUGGUGCUCGAUUAUGUAAUCCGAAACACAGAUAGAGGAAACGACAACUGGUUGAUCAAAUAUGAGAAGCCAGGCGAGAGUGAGGCAUCAAAGGAUACAGAAUGGACAAAGAACAGUUCCGAGCCUUGCAUCAAGAUUGCAGCCAUUGACAACGGCCUGGCCUUUCCCUUCAAACACCCUGAUGAAUGGAGAGCCUACCCCUUUCACUGGGCUUGGCUCCCCCAGGCCAAGGUGGCUUUCUCCCAGGAGACCAGAGAACUGGUGUUGUCCCGCCUCUCUGAUAUGAACUUUGUCCAGGACCUCAGUGAGGACCUUUAUGAGAUGUUCAUGACAGACAAAGGCUUUGACAAGACCAUGUUUGAGAAACAGAUGUCGGUCAUGAGGGGCCAGGUGUUGAAUCUCACCCAGGCACUUAAGGAUGGGAAGAGCCCUCUACAGUUGGUGCAGAUGCCCCGCGUGGUGGUGGAGCGCAGCCAGUCUGGUGGCCAGGGCCGUGUGGUCACCCUGGGCAACGCCUUCACUCAGACUUUCCACUGCAAGAGACCAUUUUUCUCCUCUUGGUAGAGAGGCAACAUCAGCUGCUUUUGUUUUUUUUGGUUUGAAGGCAGAAAGUGGGAAAGCAGGGAUUCUUCCUGUAAGUUGUUGAUAUUUAACCGAGUGAGGGAAUGUUUUGAAAGAGAAGUAGGGUAUAGAAUGUUUUUUUUCCCUAAAGCUUGUUCCUAUCUUAAGUGAUGGCAGUGUAUGAUCAAAAUAUGACAGCUGGAGAGGAUGGCAUUCAGUCAGUAUCUCUCAAGACAGAUUGGGGUUAUAUUGGGUUGUCAUGGGACUUGAUUGGAUAAUUCGCGUAAAUGGGGUUUAUUGUUAAUACACUUUUUUUUUCUUUUUGUACAAUUUUUGCAUUCAUUCACAAUUAUACACUAUUCACGGGUUCUAUACCAGUGGUUCAGAUGACUAAAAAUAACAGGUACAACACCUCUGUGGUCCACUGUUGUUUGACAUUCAAAUGAAAUAUUGCUCCAUAAAGUGUAUUUCUAGAAGAAAAUCCAAAGUCACUUUGCGUUGUAGGGUACUCACUGAAAUAUGAGAAUUGUAUGAUUAUUUCCACUAAAGUUGAUGAACCCAG
Molecule: messenger RNA, 2286 nt
Organism: Phyllopteryx taeniolatus (common seadragon)
Lineage: Eukaryota; Metazoa; Chordata; Actinopteri; Syngnathiformes; Syngnathidae
Gene: pi4k2b
Product: phosphatidylinositol 4-kinase type 2 beta
Exons: 11
Coding region: 210-1727 (505 amino acids)
Biological process (GO): endosome organization; phosphatidylinositol phosphate biosynthetic process; Golgi organization
Cellular component (GO): endosome; trans-Golgi network; plasma membrane
Molecular function (GO): 1-phosphatidylinositol 4-kinase activity
Source: RefSeq, a predicted model, not a curated record